This is a messenger RNA of Trichoplax adhaerens, 1479 nucleotides long. RefSeq lists its product as uncharacterized. Bases 1 to 1479 code for a protein of 492 amino acids. The transcript has 10 exons. NCBI's taxonomy places the organism in Eukaryota, Metazoa, Placozoa, Uniplacotomia, Trichoplacea, Trichoplacidae. Gene Ontology annotation, molecular function: oxidoreductase activity, acting on paired donors, with incorporation or reduction of molecular oxygen; monooxygenase activity; iron ion binding. The record is from RefSeq and is a predicted model, not a curated record.
AUGGCUUCUUUUCUCCUUGAUAUCUUGACGUGGCUUUCUAUCAUCGUAGGCAUUGCUAUUGCUUAUUUAAUCAAGCAGUUAAUUUCCAAGCUAGUCUCACCGUUAAAUAAGAUUCCUGGACUACCAACAUGGUCGCCAUUGGGGCAUUUACUCAUUAUUAUGAAAGAACCACCUGGCGAUCCUUAUUUACAAUGGAGCGAACAACACGGGGGCAUCGUUCGUUACUGCUUUCCGAUUUAUUCCCAACGGGUCGCCAUUACUGAUCCAGAGUAUAUCAAGCAUGUACUGGUGACGCAGUGUAUUAAAUAUCGUAAACCUUUACGCACCAAGGCUUUCUUAGGAGAUCUUAUUGGUGAAGGAUUGCUUUUGCUUGAAGGGCAAAAGCAUGCUAAAGUUCGGAAAAUCAUUAAUCCAACAUUUAAAUAUAAUAAAAUUAAAGAGAUGGCACCAGUAUUUCAAAAUUUUGCCCAACUCUUGGUAAAUUACUGGCAAAAUGAAAUCGACGAGCGCGGUGAUCAAAAAGCUACGUUGAAUGUACAUCAAGACUUUGCUCGAAUCACCCUAGAUAUCAUAUGCAAAUGUGCAUUUGAUUACGAUUGUAAUUCAUUAACAAAUGAGAACAAUCAGGUAUCGGUUGCCUUCAGGAAGAUUAUUGGAGGCCUUACUUUAAAUUGGACAUAUUUGGUACCAGGCUUUAAAUAUUUACCUACAUCUAGCAAUAGAGAAAAAAGUCGUGCUUUAUCUAUUUGUCAUAGUACUGUCAAGAAAGUAAUUGACCAAAAAUUAGAGAAGGGGUCUAUUGAUGAAGAAAAAUGCUUGCUAGAUAUUUUGCUCUCGCUAAAAGAUGAAGAAAAUAAUCCUAGCUUUACUGGUAAAGAAUUACAGGAUCAAAUUAUGACUUUUAUGGCUGCUGGUCAUGAGACUACAAGUGUGGCAUUAACUUGGACAUUAUAUGCAUUGGCUAGCAACCCUGAACUUCAAGAGAAAGUGCGUAAAGAAAUUUGUAAGGUUAUACAACCAAGUGAUAAUAUAACAUGGAGCACUUUCGACGAAUUGCUAUACCUUGAGAACGUUAUUAAAGAGUCCCUUAGACUAUAUCCACCUGCGCCACUGACCUUUCGAGAAGCGACAGCAGAUGAUAAGUUAGGAAAAUAUUUUAUCCCCAAAGGAACUACAAUUGCAAUUUUAGCACCUCAUAGGAGUUCAAAGUACUUUGAAGAACCUUUAAAGUUUAAUCCGGAUAGAUGGGAUAACUCAGCCAAGAAUACCAGUCCAUACGCAUACAUGCCAUUUCUUAGAGGGCCGCGAAUUUGCAUCGGCUCUAAAUUUGCACUAACGGAAAUGAAGUGUAUCUUAUCGUUAUUAUUAAGUAAUUUUUCUUUCCAACCUUAUCCUAACCAACAGAUUGAGAGAAAGUUGCAUAUUACAAUGCGGCCAUAUCCGCCUUUGAAACUUAUCGUUUCACCAGUGUCACCUUGA